This is a messenger RNA of Dracunculus medinensis (Guinea worm), 1227 nucleotides long. NCBI's taxonomy places the organism in Eukaryota, Metazoa, Nematoda, Chromadorea, Rhabditida, Dracunculidae. The record is from the annotation of a GenBank genome assembly.
AUGAUGGAUUCCGUUGGUAAUCAAGAGCAUUCAUCGCAAUUACCAUACCGUAUGGAGUCGUCACCAUCGUUAUGCCCAACUUCAUCAUAUUCUACAGAUCAACAGCGGAAUUAUUUAUGGCAACAAUAUUCUUCAUCGAAUCAGUUUAUCGUUGAAAAUCCUCAAAUAUACAUUGAGGCUCGCAAUUUUUUGAUGAAUUUAACUAUCAAAUAUGAUAGUGAAUUUAAAAAUAUUGAAGGCGGUAUCCAGUCAUUUGAUAAUAUUUCUUCGAAUUCACAAAAUAUUCGAGCGGAAAAUGAUAAUCGCACAUUUAUGGAUCGAUCUUCUACGAAUUGUUCUAAACACGGAAAUAACUAUCAAAAUUUGUUGUCAUAUGCCAAACCACAAGACCAGAUGCAUUAUGGCACGAGUCAGUUUAGUCAGGCUCAUUCGCAAAUUUCAUCUGUAAAGAUUAUUGAUGUUUUCGCGACAGUAACAACAUUGAACCAUUUGAAAAAAAUUCCGCUAAAACAAAAGUUAAAUGCUGAAUAUCAUGCGAUGAAGGCGAAUCGCAAGCGAGUGCAGCCUCAAAUUUUUCCGACUGAAGAAAGUCGAGCUUUCGUGAGAAGUCUUCCACCAAUUGAAUACGAACCUACUCAAAAUUGGAUUCACAUUACAUAUUAUGAAUUGAGUAAAAGGGUUGGUGAUAUUUUUAAAGGCACCACGAAUUGCGUAACGGUCGAUGGUUUUUGUGCGCCAUCAGAAGCAGAAAGAUUUUGUUUAGGCGCGCUUAGUGGUGCAGAUCGAAGUGUACGAAUGACCAAUGUUAGGAGGCAGAUUGGGAACGGAAUUAUAAUUUAUCGUGAUGGCAAUGAUGUUCACUUGAAAAGUAUUGCAGAGACUCAAAUAUUCAUUCAGUGCCCAAAUUAUGCAUCUAAAUCCGGUGAUCAUCCUUCUACUGUCUAUAGAUUUGCUUGCGGCCAAGGUAUGUUGAUAUUCAGUGAUGAGUUUUUUCAAAAAAAACUGAAAGAAAAUGCUGAUAAAGGAUAUGACGCUUUACAUGCUUUGCAGCAUUUGUGCCAUACACGAGUCAGUUUCGUAAAAGGGUGGGGUCAACAGUAUAAGCGUCAGACAAUAACUGAAGCUCCUUGUUGGAUAGAAAUACAGUUGCAAGCUCCACUCCAAGAUCUGGAUCGUGUUAUUGGCACUGUAGUCGCUGAUGAAGAAGUUCAUAGUUAUUCUACGUAG